CGACCGCCGCGCCGCGCCUCUUAUCUCGGUAUGGCUUCAAAGGCAGUAGAAUAUGCAACUGUCCAAGUUGCACAAGGAACACUGAGAGGACAGAAAGUAACAAAAAAUGGUAACAAUUUCUAUAGUUUUCAAGGAAUUCCAUACGCAAAACCACCCGUUGGACCAUUACGUUUCAAGCCUCCACAACCUGCAGAACCAUGGCAAGGAUCACGAGACGCUUUGAAAGAGGGACCGAGCUCAGCUCAGAUAGAUUUUAUCCUGAAAACUCCAUUCUUAGGAGAAGAAGACUGUCUUUUUCUCAAUGUGUAUUCACCUAAGUUACCUGAAGGCAGUAAAACAACACAAAUACCAGUGAUGGUUUUCUUUCAUGGUGGAGCUUUUGUAGGUGGAUCUGGUAACACUGAAAUGUAUGGACCUGCCUAUUUAGUUCCAGAAGUUGUGCUUGUCACCGUAAACUACAGACUUGGAGCUUUAGGAUUCUUGUCUCUAGUCGAUGCGUCUGUACCAGGCAACAAUGGUCUUAAAGACCAAGCAGCUGCGUUGCGUUGGAUAAAACAGAAUAUAGCUUCCUUCGGUGGUGAUCCUAACAAUGUCACAAUAUUUGGAGAAAGUGCAGGAGGUGCAUCUGUGAACUAUCAUGUACUGUCUCCUAUGUCGAAAGGGUUGUUUCACAAGGGAAUUGCUCAAAGUGGAAGUGUACUUAACCCAUGGGCUUUGUGCACCCCGGAGCAAGCCCGAGAACGUGCUCAACGAUUGGGCAAAACACUCGGCUGUGACACUACUGACCAGAAAGAGUUGCUGAAGUUUCUGCAGACUGUGAGUGCGAAAGACAUUGUUGAAGCAAGCUCUAAAAUGAUGACCGAAGAGGACAAGAAGACAUUUACACUGGCAUUCUUUCUGCCAGUUCCAGAAAUAAAGGGAGGUUCUGAUGAAGAGGUGUUUCUUCCUGAUUACCCAAUUAACUUACUGAAGGAAGGAAAAUUUAAUCAUGUCCCUUAUAUGACAGGUAUAACGAAUGCUGAAGGGAUUGUGUUCAUGUCAGAUGUUUUGGCAAAUCCAGAUACUGUGAAAGUACUUGAUGAGAACUUCUACUACCUUUUACCAGCUGAAUUUCGUAAAAAGGGAAAAGAAAUAGUGCCAGAAAUUCAGAAACACUAUUUUGGAGGAGAAAAUUUAAGUCAGAGUAAUUUACCAAAACUUGUCAAUUUUUUUACCCAUACUUGGUUUUUAAAUGGAAUACAGGAAACUAUCAACUAUCUCGUUAGCAAAUCAUCCAAACCAGUGUACUACUACCUCUUUGAAUUUGUUGGAGAACUUAAUUUCUACAAAAAAUUCUUGAAAGCAGAAUCUCUUCCAGGGGCUUCACACAUAGAUGAUCUAGGGUAUCUCUUCCGAAUGGAUGUAAUGGAUAUUGAUGUGCAACCUCAAUCACCAACUUACAAUAUGGUACGAAAAAUGGUGAAACUUUGGUCAAACUUUGCAAAGACAGGAAACCCUACACCAAAUUUGGACUCUGAUGUCAAUGUUGCCUGGCCUGCAUAUACACAAUCUAAUGGUAAAUAUUUCAGAAUAAAUAGUGAUCUUAGAGCAGAUGAAAACUUGCUGACAAAUGAUGUCAAAUUUUGGAAUAAAAUACAAAGAGAAAAGUAAUAUUGAAAGUCAGUAAAAUGUUGCUGUUAAGUAUAUUAAAAAUGUAUUAAUAUGACAGUCAACUAUAUACUUUUAUUGUUGAAAUGACAUUACAUGUUACAGUUGUUGGUAGCAAAAAUUGAAAUGAUCAUUAUUACACAAAAUAAAUUUGUUGGAACUGAAUACUGUGCACUGUCUUAGUGGAUAAAUCACUGUUCACUCCUUGUCGGGUACACGUAGAAGUAAUGCAUAUUGCAAUAGUUUUACAAAACAAAGGGUAGAGAUGAAACAAAUAACAAUACAUGCAGUAAGCUGAGAGUGUAAUAACGCUGCUCGGGGAAAUGUAAAAAUCUUCACUGAAGACAAACUCCUUAGUACACCUUCAGUUGGUUCUUCUCAUCAAAACCUGCAGAAUGACCAGCAUUCCGAACGAUGAAGCUGGCUCCAUCAUAAUGCAUGCGUCUUUCACCACGUCGAACAAAGAGGUGAGAAGUUUGCCCCAUGGAGGCAGUGCAGUGCAGGAAAGGGGUAGUGAGGGAUGCAGUACCAUUGGAAGGGGAUGUACGCAGCUGAUAUUUGUUGCUGUUACGAGCAACUCUUACAAGGCCAUCUUGGGUUUGUGAUACCCUAACGUUAUUAACAAUCCAGUUUUCAAUGCCUUCUUCAGUUACCCAGUACUGAGAGCUCUGGAGAAUUGACACAGCUUCUUGAAAAUAUGAAGGUCCAUGACGAGAGUCAUUGUAGAACACAGGUAAUGAAAAGUCUUGCCCCAUAUCACAGAAAUUAUCUGUGGUUGUACGUGUACCAGCAGCAUCCACUAAGUACACCAAUGCACAUUGUUCAGAAGUAAAGCUCACUCCUUUGUACCACAUCUUCGCAUAUCUGGUACACACAGACGUCGUCGUUGGAGUAGUAGGAGAGCGGCUUGGGGGGCGACCGCGGCAGCCGCCACAUCUGCGUCGGCGACGUGGACGUGAAGCUGACGGCGGUCUGGGCGGCGAGCACGCCCGUGGGCCACUGCUCCGUCGCCGGGGGCUCGAAGAACUUGGAGAAGUCGCCAUAGCGCUGGUAGGUUAUGUAGUCUUGACAACUUUCCACAGUCUCUUCGUGGUAGGAGUAAGCUGUGUAUAAACUUCUGGUUCUCACAGAUUCUGAUGCGUCCUCAGGAGUCCCUUUCCUGAAAUCUGACAAAGUCGAAUUUUGGUCAGCCAUUCAC
This is a messenger RNA of Gryllus bimaculatus (two-spotted cricket), 2845 nucleotides long. NCBI's taxonomy places the organism in Eukaryota, Metazoa, Arthropoda, Insecta, Orthoptera, Gryllidae. The record is from the annotation of a GenBank genome assembly.